Messenger RNA from Leopardus geoffroyi (Geoffroy's cat), 2805 nucleotides. RefSeq names its product syntaxin 3 (gene STX3). Gene Ontology annotation, molecular function: SNAP receptor activity; SNARE binding. Gene Ontology annotation, cellular component: postsynapse; synaptic vesicle; presynaptic active zone membrane. The record is from RefSeq and is a predicted model, not a curated record. Gene Ontology annotation, biological process: exocytic insertion of neurotransmitter receptor to postsynaptic membrane; synaptic vesicle fusion to presynaptic active zone membrane; intracellular protein transport. Bases 212 to 1120 code for a protein of 302 amino acids. NCBI's taxonomy places the organism in Eukaryota, Metazoa, Chordata, Mammalia, Carnivora, Felidae. The transcript is spliced from 10 exons.
CGCCGGCGGGGCCGCAGGGGGCGGCGCGGCGGAGCCUCCCGUGGCCUCGGACGCUCCUCCUAGCCCGCGGCCGCCGCCCGCCUCCGCCUGCCCCUCCAGCUCCUUCGCCCCGACCCGGCCGGCCGGCGGGCCGCCCGCCACUUCCGGCCGCUCACCUGGGACGCGCUCACCUGGGACGCGCUCACCUGCCUCCGGGCGCCUGGGCAGCAGGAUGAAGGACCGACUGGAGCAGCUGAAGGCCAAGCAGCUGACACAGGAUGAUGAUGCCGACGAGGUCGAGGUUGCCAUUGACAACACGGCUUUCAUGGAUGAGUUCUUUUCUGAGAUCGAGGAGACUCGGCUCAACAUAGACAAGAUCUCAGAGCACGUGGAGGAGGCUAAGAAACUCUACAGUAUCAUCCUGUCCGCACCGAUUCCUGAGCCAAAAACCAAGGACGACCUAGAGCAGCUCACGACCGAGAUCAAGAAAAGAGCCAACAACGUCCGGAACAAACUGAAGAGUAUGGAGAGGCACAUUGAGGAAGAUGACGUGCGGUCGUCAGCAGACCUUCGGAUUCGGAAAUCCCAGCACUCCGUCCUGUCCCGGAAGUUUGUGGAGGUGAUGACCAAAUACAACGAGGCUCAGGUGGACUUCCGUGAACGCAGCAAAGGGCGAAUCCAGCGGCAGCUCGAAAUCACCGGCAAAAAGACCACAGAUGAGGAGUUGGAGGAGAUGUUGGAGAGUGGGAACCCCGCCAUCUUCACUUCUGGGAUCAUCGACUCUCAGAUUUCGAAGCAAGCCCUCAGUGAGAUCGAGGGGCGGCACAAAGACAUCGUGAGGCUGGAGAGCAGCAUCAAGGAGCUUCAUGACAUGUUCGUGGACAUCGCCAUGCUGGUGGAGAAUCAGGGAGAGAUGCUAGAUAACAUAGAGCUGAAUGUCAUGCACACAGUGGACCAUGUGGAGAAGGCACGGGAAGAAACUAAAAGAGCCGUGAAGUACCAGGGUCAGGCCCGGAAGAACCCAAUUUCACUCCAGCCUGGUGUGGCCACCCUUGUCUUCAGACGGGAAUGGAGUUUGAAUGGCCUUCCUGAGAGAGUGGGACCUGUCCCCUUGUCUCCUUGUAACCGUCCUUGGACCUGACCCAGCAAACAGUUUAGCCCGGAUGAAGCUAAUCUACCUGAUGUGACCCUGAGUUCUCCUCAAAACCUUCUCCUGCCCCAACUCUGAAGUGCCUUCUCUCCUGGACUGUGCAAACCACCCCAGCUUCUCUUUCUUUCCUCUGAAUGUGUCAAAUUAUGCCUUGCACCUUGGAAAGCCUAUUCAAAACCUUCUCAAGGUGCUGUAUUUUCUACCUCAUGGAGUAUUCUCCCAGAAAUUGCAGUGUAUUUUUUUAGGGGGGCAUCUUUAACAAAGCAAAGGGAUUCUUCCAAGUGUGGCAACAAUAAGACUUGACUUGAGCCUUCCACUUGGCAGGAUCUCAGUCCUUACAAUUUCUUGUCCCCACAUCUUGAAAAUAUGAGGAACUGGCAGAUGUCGUUUUGGUCUUAGAAGCUGACUUAUUUGAAAUUCAAUCUUAAAUUAAGCUCUUAGUAUGUUCAGCUUGGUGACCAACUUCAAUCUUUAUGUCGUAAUCUCUCGUGUUUACUCAAGGGGGCACCAUGAUGAUCCUAGACGAUCCACGAUGAGGUUACCAUUUGUAAAGGUUAAGGGUAUGGGAUAUUUGUUUCCCAUAUCGAACUCUCGGAAACUGGCUGUUCUCCAUUGGAGUGAAGCUUUGUGAAGCCAUUGCCUUGAGGCCAGAAAUAACCAGGCACUUAAAAUUGGGCCGGGGACAGGUGCUUGAGUCUCAGGCUCUGGAAAUGAUCAAGACUGGUGCGAAUAUACAGUCACUCAUUUCAUGUAUUCCAGAUGUAUUUUUAUAACCAUGUGUGUGAGAUAUAUAUAUACAUAUGUGCCCAUGUCUCUCAGGAAGUAGGAAACUAGAAAUGGAGGAUAUUAUAACCUCAAAAAAAAAAAAAUAACCUUGAGCUAGGCUAAAAAUUAGGUAAGAGACAUUUGCUUAUCUGCAAAUGAAUCAGAGUAGAAAUACCUUCCCGUGUCAUUUAGAAACCUUGUUUUAUGGAUGAGUACUGGGACGAUCAUGGAUCUCUGGGAUAGGGACUAAGUUGACCCCGUUAAGUUAUUCUGCUUAGCAGACAGAAGGUGUGACAAGUUUUGGUACCUCUUCCCACCAGUGCAUUGAUGAGGCUUGUCCUGAGAAUAUCCCAUAGCAAUCUGAGAUCAUUCAUGUGGCCUUUGGAUGAUCCUGUUGUCAGGGCUGAGUCAGUUGGGGGAGAUCAGGGACUACCGAGUAAUUCGUCCACUACCAGGUUGACAAGCUUGACAGGUUCUUGGUCUCCCCCAGUUCUUGUCAUGGAGGGAAGCAACAGCCAGGUAAUUUUCUAGUGACAGUGCCCCUUAGAUUCCCAGUCCCUGCCAGUCUCCCUGAUUUAUAUUUCAGCCUUGACUUUCUAGGAUAGGGAGAGCACCCUAAUGCAGGCACAGCCCCUUGGCUUCCUCUGCAAAGGCUACUUACUUACUCCGUCAUUGCCCAGCACUCAGACAGAGCCAAGGGGAUGCCCUCUUGCCCGUGGCUAUGAAGUCGAACAGGGGACUGGCUCCAGCAACUAGGGCAGACAAGCUCUAAUCACAGGCCUUUGUUGAGGCCUGGGGCUUAGUUUAAUACAAGUGAAGGGGUUUUUUGUUGUUGUUGUAUUUUUUUUUAAUGUAAAGUUGAUUAUUUUAUUGAUAAUUUAAAAAUAAAUGACUUUAUAUUGAUUGUGAAA